This is a messenger RNA of Stereum hirsutum FP-91666 SS1, 1899 nucleotides long. Its product is annotated as Nonaspanin TM9SF. The coding region runs from base 1 to 1899 and encodes 632 amino acids. Gene Ontology annotation, cellular component: membrane. Gene Ontology annotation, biological process: vacuolar transport; protein localization to membrane. The record is from RefSeq and is a predicted model, not a curated record. The transcript is spliced from 18 exons. Lineage: Eukaryota; Fungi; Basidiomycota; Agaricomycetes; Russulales; Stereaceae.
AUGUUCUCGCCGACACGCUUGCUCUCGGCAGGCGUCAUCACUGCGCUCUGCGCCGGACAAGCUCAAGCGUUCUACCUCCCCGGCGCCGCACCACACGACUACCAUGACGGAGAGCCAGUGAACCUCUAUGUCAAUACGUUGACACCUAUGCUAGCGGGGACAGACAAUGCGAGACUGAAAAGCUUGAUAAAUUACGACUAUUAUAAUCCGGGAUUUCACUUCUGUGAGCCAGAGGGAGGACCGAAGAAACAGCCAGAGUCGCUAGGCUCCAUACUCUUUGGCGACCGCAUAUUCAAUUCCCCAUAUGACGUCCGCAUGCUGGAGAAUAACGGGACGUGUCGGACGCUCUGCACGUCUGAGAUCCCGGCAGAAGAUACCACCUUCGUCAACGACCGUAUACGAGAAGACUAUGCCCUCAACUGGCUCGUCGAUGGACUCCCUGCUGCGGAGAUGAAGGUCGACCUCAAGACGGGAGAUCUGUUCUUCGAUAUGGGGUUCAAUCUCGGCAACGACGAUCCACCGAAUCAUGAAACGCCUCUUUUGAACAAUCAUUAUGACAUUGUCUUGAGAUAUCAUACCCCGAGUCCUGGCAACAAUCGCGUGGUCGGUGUUUUGGUGUGGCCCUCAAGUCGAGGAGGCGACCAGACCGGUGCUUUGGACUGUGAUUCUGAAGUAGCGCCACUCGCUAUUCGUGAAGGAGAGGCCAAUACCGUUCGGUAUACGUAUCGUGUGAUGUGGAACGAAUCAUCUACUCCCUGGGCCACAAGAUGGGAUAACUACCUCCAUAUCUUCGACCCCCGGAUACAUUGGUUCAGUCUCAUCAACUCGCUGGUCAUCGUGGUCUUCCUCUGCGUGAUGGUUUCCAUGAUUCUCCUGCGCAGCGUAACGAGAGAUAUCUCGCGGUACAACGCCAUUGACCUAAGCGAAGAUGUACAAGAAGACUGGGGCUGGAAACUCGUCCACGGCGAAGUCUUCCGCACGCCACAAAAUCCCAUGAUCCUCUCAAUCCUCGUCGGCAACGGUGCCCAGCUAUUUGCCAUGGUUGGCGUCACUUUGCUCUUUGCUCUUCUCGGAUUCCUCUCCCCAUCAAAUCGCGGGUCCCUCGCCACCGUCAUGAUGGUGUGCUGGACCUUCUUUGGCGGAAUCGGCGGUUAUAUCUCCAGUCGGGUUUAUGCUGCUAUGGGCGGUACCAACCGUCGCAAAAACUCUUUCUUGACCGCGACGCUCCUUCCGAGCUUCAUUUUCGCGGUCGUCUUCUUGCUCAACCUAUUCCUGAUCACCGCAGGAUCCAGUGGCGCCGUUCCAUUCGGGACCAUGCUUCUCAUUGUCCUCCUGUGGUUCGGUAUCUCUGCACCUCUCUCUGCAAUCGGAGCAUACUUUGGAUCAAAACACGGGGGCGUCUCACAUCCCGUUCGCGUCAACCCGAUCCCUAGGCAGAUCCCUCCUGCUCCGAAAUACCUCAGGCCAUGGGCGGCUAUGCUUCUUGCAGGUGUACUCCCCUUCGGAGCGGCGUUUGUGGAGAUGUACUUCGUCAUGUCCAGUCUCUUCGCUUCCAGAGCAUACUACGCCUUCGGUUUCCUCGCCCUCACAGCCGGAGUGGUAGCACUGACCACCGCAACCGUCACCAUCCUCUUCACGUACUUCCUCCUCUGCGCAGAAGAAUACAGGUGGCACUGGCGCGCGUUCAUGACUGGUGGCGGGAGUGCGAUUUGGCUGCUCGCUUAUGGCGUCUUCUACUGGGCUUCGAGACUUUCGCUCGAUUCGUUCUCUGGUGUCGUGCUGUACCUCGGAUAUCUCAUCCUACUCGCCAUUCUCGACUUUUUGGUCACAGGGACUAUUGGGUUCUUGGCGACGUAUUGGGCGGUGAGAAGGCUGUAUGGAUCUAUCAGGAUCGAUUGA